Messenger RNA from Neoarthrinium moseri, 1422 nucleotides. RefSeq lists its product as uncharacterized. NCBI's taxonomy places the organism in Eukaryota, Fungi, Ascomycota, Sordariomycetes, Amphisphaeriales, Apiosporaceae. The transcript is spliced from 3 exons. The record is from RefSeq and is a predicted model, not a curated record. Gene Ontology annotation, cellular component: mitochondrion. Gene Ontology annotation, molecular function: pyruvate dehydrogenase (acetyl-transferring) kinase activity. Bases 1 to 1422 code for a protein of 473 amino acids. Gene Ontology annotation, biological process: regulation of glucose metabolic process; protein phosphorylation.
AUGUCGCCAUCCGCGGUGCAGCAUGCCACCAAGACCAUCCGGUUGACCAGCGCUUGGCGAAGCCCGGCCAGGAGCCUCUCGAUAGCCACAGCCAGGAGCAGGAGUGACAGCAGGUCGUUCGCCCCGUUUCCGCGACGCAGCAUACAGACUGCCACGAAAUGGCGGCCGGUCCAGGUGCUGGAUGAAUGGGUAGCCAAGGAGGCGCGGCCGAUCUCUCUCCGCCAGCUCAUGGUCUUCGGGCGCUCCCUGACGGAGCAGCGUCUCAUCUCCUCGGCCAACUACGUGCGCACCGAGCUGCCCACGCGCAUAGCCCACCGGAUCCGCGACAUGCAGCGCCUGCCCUACGUCGUCGUCACCAACCCGCACAUCAGCGACGUCUACGACCUCUACUACAACGCCUUUGACAUGUUCCGCCGCGUCAAGGAGAUCAAGACGCUCGAGGAGAACGAGCGCUUCUGCCAGGAGAUCGCCCGCAUGCUGAGGGCCCAUCUGAGCGUCAUACCCAAGCUCGCCAUGGGCAUCCUCGAGUGCAGCGGCCUGAUGGAGCAGAGGGAGCUGGACCGCUUCAUGAACACGAUCCUCAGAUCGCGAAUCUCCCGCCGCGUAAUCGCCGAGCAGCACCUGGCUCUGACCGAGACCUUCAACUCGCCGUGGUUCUCGCCCGGCGCCAAGCUCUCCGAAGGCGAGUUCAUCGGCGAGGUCUUCCUCAAGUGCAUCGCGCGGGACGUCAUCGAGCGCUGCGGCACCGCGGUGCAGGCGCUCGCGCGCAGCGCCAACGGGCCCGACGUGCAGAUCCCCGAGAUCAGGAUCACGGGGCACAUGGAGGCCAGCUUCCCGUACAUCCUUUCGCACCUCGAGUACAUCAUCGGCGAGCUGCUGCGCAACAGCGUGCAGGCCGUCAUCGAGCACCACGCCCGCUCCAAGAAGAACCAGGGCCGCCCCCCGCCGCCCAUCGAGGUCACCCUCUGCGAGGCCCAGCAGCACGUCAUCAUCCGCGUCUCGGACCAGGGCGGCGGCAUCCCCCGCGACAUCCUGCCCUACCUGUGGUCCUUCAGCAAGGGGCCCAAGAGCGCCCAGCGCCUCGAGAACCUGACCCAGGUGCCCCUGAUGGCCGCCACGCUGCAGGAGCUGCGCGUCGACGGCAACUUCAGCGGCCUGCAGGACGGCAAGGCGGGGCCCACGCCGCCCAGCUACGCCCACGCCCGCGCGCACGACGGCUCGCUCACGUCCCUGUCGACCCGCCCGCCGCACCUGCGGCUCGGCAUGGGCCUGCCCCUGAGCAGGGUCUACGCCGAGUACUGGGCCGGCAGCCUCGAGCUGCACAGCCUCGAGGGCUACGGCGUGGAUGCCUUCCUGCAGAUCUCGAAGCUCGGCAACAAGAACGAGCAGCUGGCCACGCGUGCCACCAUGGAUUCUCUGUAA